Messenger RNA from Terrapene triunguis (Three-toed box turtle), 1961 nucleotides. It is a transcript of the gene FBXO9, whose product is annotated as F-box protein 9. NCBI's taxonomy places the organism in Eukaryota, Metazoa, Chordata, Testudines, Emydidae. Gene Ontology annotation, cellular component: SCF ubiquitin ligase complex. Gene Ontology annotation, biological process: SCF-dependent proteasomal ubiquitin-dependent protein catabolic process. The transcript has 13 exons. The coding region runs from base 184 to 1482 and encodes 432 amino acids. Gene Ontology annotation, molecular function: protein binding. The record is from RefSeq and is a predicted model, not a curated record.
GCUCCCGGUCCUCCUGCCCCUCACUCUCCGGGAAGAUGGCUGCCGUACGCAGGGCUCGCAGUUACUCCCGCUGCGUGGUGCGCUUCUCCGACCGAGAACUCUGCUAAGUCACCCUGUGGGGAGGAGACACGGACCGAGCACGGGGCAAGGACCCCCAGACAGCGCUGCCUGACCGACCGCAGCAUGGCAGAAGCUGAAGAAGAUUGUCACUCUGAUCUGAUAAGAGCUGAUGACAAUGAAAGGCCUGGUGAAGCAAAUCUUCAGGCAGAGCUCCAGAUGUUUCGAGCUCAGUGGAUUUUUGAACUUGCCCCAGGCAUGAGUUCUGGUGGUUUGGAAACUGUGCCACGUGCAAGAGGCCCUGGAGUAAAGGCUAUAGAUACCAAAGGAAAGCAGGAGCUAGCAAAAGAGGAGAAGGCAAGAGAAUUGUUCCUGAAGGCUGUGGAACAAGAACAAAAUGGGGCUCUUUAUGAAGCCAUCAAGUUUUAUCGUCUAGCCAUGCAACUUGUACCUGAUAUAGAGUUUAAGAUCACCUAUACGUGGUCUCCGGAAGGUGAUGGUGUUGGAAAGAGCUACAUUGAGGAUGGUGAUGAUGAUGGCAAGAUGGCUGAUCUUUUGUCCUACUUUCAGCAGCAGCUCGCUCUUCAGGAAUCCUCAGUCAAACUUUGUCAGCCUGAUCUUGAUGUCAGUCAGACUCAUAUCUCAGUGCUGCCUAUGGAAGUGCUAAUGUACAUUUUUCGAUGGGUGGUUUCCAGUGAUCUGGACCUAAGGUCAUUAGAGCAGCUAUCUCUGGUCUGCAGAGGAUUUUACAUUUGUGCCAGGGAUCCUGAAAUCUGGCGUCAAGCCUGUUUGAGGGUUUGGGGCAGAAGCUGUAAUAAACUUGUUCCUUAUACCUCCUGGAGAGAAAUGUUUCUGGAAAGGCCCCGUGUUCGAUUUGAUGGUGUGUACAUCAGCAAGACAACAUACAUACGUCAAGGAGAGCAGUCUCUUGAUGGUUUCUAUAGAGCAUGGCACCAAGUGGAAUAUUACAGAUACAUGAGAUUCUUCCCAGAUGGUCAAGUAAUGAUGCUAACAACUCCUGAAGAUCCUCAAUCUAUUGUUCCUCGUUUACGGACUAAAAAUACAAGAACUGAUGCAAUCUUGCUUGGCCAUUAUCGCCUCUCCCAGGAUACGGACAAUCAAACCAAAGUAUUUGCUGUAUUAAUGAAGAAGAAGGAAGAGAAACCAAUUGACUACCACAAAUACAGGUAUUUCCGCCGUGUUUCUGUACCAGAAACAGAGCACAGUUUUCAUGUAGGACUACAGCUGUGUUCCAGUGGCCGUCAGAGAUUCAACAAGCUUGUUUGGAUACAUCAUUCUUGUAACAUAACUUACAAAUCUACUGGUGAGACUGCAGUCUCUGCUUUUGACAUUGACAAGAUGUACACCCCUUUGUUCUUUGCACGAGUGAAGAGUUUUACUGCAUUUUCAGAAAAGCCUCUGUAAGAAACACAUCUCUCCUUUUGCAACUCUUGCAUGAUUAAAAGAUUAGAGCAAAUGAGCACUUAAGUUAUAAAUCUGUAUAUAUUUGAAACUUAUUUUAAAGUUUUGGGAAUCUUUUUGGAAGACUAUACUGGUAAUAUGUUCUAUUUGAUUUAGGGUGGCUGGGUUUUUAUUGUUUUGAAAUCAAGCUUAUGAAUUGUUUUAAACACAUUUAUGUUGUGAAAAGACUUUGAUAACAUGAAAAGUUUUUACAUGUCACUUUUCAUACAGAUUUAUGAACCAUUCUCUAAAAUGCGAGUCUUCAUCUGCCUAUGCACCUUAAUGAUAUUUCAGUCCAGGAAGAAUUAUAAUAGAAAAACACUUACUGUACAUGUGACUUAGUGUGUGCGUGCUUUGGUGAAGGCUCAAAAUGUGAAAUAAGUUGUCCUACAUCUGUUUAAAACUGUGUGACUUGAGAAAAUAAAUUUUUCUUUUAAAGUAAA